AUGCCUACUCCCCGAAUACCAGAGGAGACAGCCAUAAGUGAUGGAUCAGCUCCCAUACACCUGAGGAAUGCCGAACCUGGGCCCAGGAUGGUGGAGGAUGUCAAGCCAAGCAACCCUAAGCAUCCACGCUGGGGUAGCAAAGUGGUGACAGUCAAUGCCAACAAUUUGCCGGAUGUGGAGGAUGUGAUCAAUGGCGUUGCAGCAGCCACACCAAUGGCAAUGGACUGGGAAGGCACCAUAAACCUGACUUUGCCACUGCCAGAGCCUGUGCCCAUCACUGUCAAGCUGCCAUCCUCCCGCCCAACUUCCGCUCCUGGAGGUGCUGGACAAGACAUGGCUGAGGUUGUGGACUUUUAA
Molecule: messenger RNA, 357 nt
Organism: Dacryopinax primogenitus
Lineage: Eukaryota; Fungi; Basidiomycota; Dacrymycetes; Dacrymycetales; Dacrymycetaceae
Exons: 1
Coding region: 1-357 (118 amino acids)
Source: RefSeq, a predicted model, not a curated record